Molecule: messenger RNA, 240 nt
Organism: Acanthamoeba castellanii str. Neff
Lineage: Eukaryota; Discosea; Longamoebia; Acanthamoebidae
Exons: 2
Source: RefSeq, a predicted model, not a curated record
AUGGAGGAAGAGCAGAAGAGGCCGCAGGGGAAGGAGGGCGGAAGCGCGACGGUGGCGGAGGAUGCGGUGCGCAAGGUGGUGGUCAAGCGGCAGUGCUCGCAGCUCGAGGUGGAGCUCCUGCAGCUGCAGCAUCAGCGCGAGAAGGAAGACAACGUACUCGCCGUGGCACAGGCCAAGAAGAAGAAGCUCCGCGCCGACCUCGACGCCUUCGUUGCCGACACCACCCGCAUGCAACACGUA